Molecule: messenger RNA, 4410 nt
Organism: Podarcis raffonei (Aeolian wall lizard)
Lineage: Eukaryota; Metazoa; Chordata; Lepidosauria; Squamata; Lacertidae
Gene: NR2C1
Product: nuclear receptor subfamily 2 group C member 1
Exons: 16
Coding region: 395-2338 (647 amino acids)
Biological process (GO): negative regulation of transcription by RNA polymerase II; anatomical structure development; cell differentiation
Molecular function (GO): zinc ion binding; RNA polymerase II cis-regulatory region sequence-specific DNA binding; nuclear receptor activity
Source: RefSeq, a predicted model, not a curated record
GCGGCGCGAGGAGCCUGGGCGUGUGACGUAGGAAGCAGCUGCCUUACCCCGAGUAGUCACACCGCAGGCCCUUACUAGCUCAGUAUUGUCUACACUGACCGGCAGCGGCCCUCCAGGGUCUUCAGCACAGGGGGCAUUUCCUCCUUUUGAGAUGCCGGGGGGUAGGGGGGGUUGCACCAAUGGACCUUGUGCCCGCGAGGCAGAUACUUCGGCACUUCCUCGUCUUUUACAGUAUGCUGUACUAAAGUUACAGGUGGAGGAAACUCACCUGGUUGAAGGAUCCACCAUACAAAAGCGACAACAGAAGCUCCCGCACGAGUUUCUAGAAAUUGAUUAUGUACACCAGAAGUGGAGUAUAACAUUGGUAUAUAGGAAACACUAGUGACUCAAGAUCAUGGCAACUAUUGAGGAAUUGGCCCAUCAAAUUAUUGAACAGCAGAUAGGGGAGAUAGCACAUUCCCAAGGAUCUGUCACACAAACACUAAUGGAUGGGACGGCACAAAGAAUUCAGAUUGUUCCUGCUGAUACAGGUCUCUCCUUACCCCAGCGCAUACAGAUUGUCACAGAUCAGCAGACGGGGCAGAAGAUUCAGAUUGUUACAGCACUUGAUCAGACUACAACAGGCAAGCAGUUCAUAUUAACAAAUCAUGAUGGUUCUACCCCAAGCAAAGUGAUCCUUGCAAGACAAGAUGCCACUCCAGGAAAGGUUUUCCUAACAACUCCAGAUGCUGCAGGAGUCAACCAACUGUUUUUUGCAUCCCCAGAUAUAUCUGCACAACAUUUUCAGAUUUUAACAGACAAUUCUUCCAUAGAACAGACCCUAAAUAAAGUAUUUGAUCUCUGUGUUGUUUGUGGAGACAAGGCAUCAGGACGCCAUUAUGGAGCAGUGACAUGUGAAGGAUGCAAAGGGUUCUUUAAAAGAAGCAUACGAAAGAAUUUAGUGUAUUCAUGCCGUGGGACAAGAGACUGUGUGAUUAACAAACAUCACAGAAACAGAUGUCAGUACUGUAGACUUCAGAGGUGUAUUGCAUUUGGAAUGAAACAAGAUUCUCCACACCCUUUUGUAGCUGUUCAGUGUGAGAGGAAACCUGUUGAAGUAUCACGGGAAAAGUCUUCAAAUUGUGCAGCUUCUACAGAAAAGAUCUAUAUCAGAAAAGAUUUGCGGAGCCCACUUACAGCCACUCCAACUUUUGUAACAGACAGUGAAACAGCAAGAUCAACAGGAAUGUUGGAGUCCGGAAUGUUUGUGAACAUUCAUCAGUCUGGUAUAAAAAAUGAGCCUGCAGUGUUGAUGACUCAGGAUAAGGUUGAAACAUGUCAAGGAGAUUUAAGUACUUUAGCAAAUGUGGUCACAUCAUUAGCAAGUCUAAGCAAGUCCAAAGACAUGCCCCAAAGUAGUCCCGAGCUGUCCAUGAUAGAAAGCUUAAGCAAUGGAGACGCAUCACUGUCUGAACUUCAGCAAGAUGAACAUUCAAAUACCGAUGUUACAAGGGCAUUUGAUACUCUUGCAAAAGCACUAAAUCCAGGAGAGAGCGCAUCAUGUCAGAGUUCUGCAGAAAGUAUGGAAGCCAGCGCACGUUUGGUUGGUGAAGAAGCCAGCAUGAAUAUUGUUGAAAUAGAAGGCCCACUUCUGAGUGACGCUCAUGUAGCUUUCAGGCUUACCAUGCCUUCCCCUAUGCCUGAGUACCUGAAUGUUCAUUAUAUUUGUGAAUCGGCUUCCAGAUUGCUCUUCCUAUCUAUGCACUGGGCACGUUCUAUUCCUUCCUUCCAAGCUCUGGGGCAGGAUAACAGCAUAUCAUUAGUGAAAGCCUGCUGGAAUGAACUUUUUACACUUGGUCUUGCACAAUGUUCACAAGUAAUGAACGUAGCAACUAUAUUAACGGCAUUUGUUAAUCACCUUCAUAAUAGUUUACAACAAGAUAAACUGUCAGCAGAUAGAGGAAAGCUAGUGAUGGAGCAUAUCUUCAAACUGCAGGAGUUCUGUAACAGUAUGGUGAAGCUUUGCCUUGAUGGUUAUGAAUACGCUUAUUUGAAAGCAAUCGUCCUCUUCAGCCCCGAUCACCCUGGCUUAGAAAACAUUGUACAGAUCGAAAAAUUUCAAGAAAAAGCAUAUAUGGAAUUUCAGGAUUAUGUAACAAAAGUAUAUCCAGAUGAUACUUACAGGCUGUCUAGGCUGCUUCUCAGAUUGCCUGCUCUGAGACUGAUGAGUGCUGCUAUAACAGAAGAACUGUUUUUCGCAGGACUAAUUGGAAAUGUUCAGAUUGACAGCAUCAUACCAUAUAUUCUAAGAAUGGAGACUGCAGACUACAAUUCUCAAAUAAUUGGUCAUGCUGUAUAAAAGUUAAAACCACGGAUUCUAUACCAUGGCAAUCAUGGUAAUUGUAAAUGUACACUAUCUCCAAGAGAUAACAAGUUUUUCUGUGCAAUUUUAACAAGAAAAAUACAAGAAGGUGCAGCUUCCUCAUUACCAACACAUUCUGGAAACGCAGUAGACUAUCUUGACUGGUGCAGGAUGAUUUACCUUUUAUCUGGUUUUCAAGAACUUUGUAUAUUGCUUUAGAAUCUAAUGAAAAUCAAGAAGAGUAGUUCAUCCUAUUUUUGUAGUUUAGCUAUACCUGGAACAUGACUAUAACAAAUUCUAAAAAAUGUAGAAAAACAAGCCUUUGAUAAUGGAGAAACUUCAUCAAGGCAUUUCCAUGUGAUACUUUAGAAACAAAAAAUAAACAUUCUUCCCAAUGCUGUAUUUUCAGUAUCUUGUUUCUACAAAUCCAUUCUUGUCCGUUUGAUGUAAGUCUGAAAUCCUGAACAAGGCAACUUAUUUCUGAUGUGACUGAGGGUUGCAUCCCAUGUUAGUCAUACUCAGAGUAGAUCCGCUGAAAUGAAUGGACAUGACUAACUUCAAUUUAUUAAUUUCAGAGGGUCUAUUUUGAGUAGCCUAGGUGGACUGUAAACCCUGGACUACAAAGCUUUGGAUAUAUUUCCAGUAGCUUUGGAUGGAACUUAAACAUUUUUAUUAGCCAACUAGCAUUUAUUUAAAUUGAAGAUUAAUUACAGAAAAUCUGGAAAACUGGCUUGAAAGCCUAUUAGUGCCCCAAAGCAAUGAUUAUAUUUAGAUUAACUUGAGUCACAAAUAGUUAUGUUCAGAGUUAUAUCCGCUGCUAAUAUGAUUUAGAAGUAAAAAAAAAUUCUAGAUACCUUAAAUGUAUCAGAUAAAUAUUGUGUGUUAUUUCCUGAGUCCUGUUAUUUUAUUUACAUAUUCAAAUCAGUUCACCAGUGCCAACUAGGUCUUUUUAGUAAUAUUUGUGCCCGUACAUCUAGUUAGGAAAUUGAUUGAUUAUAAGCGUUAAGGUGCACAUGAGCAUAUGAGCCAUCUCACACAAACUUACCAGUCAUAUUGGAAUUGGAUUUCCUUUAGCAAUCCUGUCUUUUCCUGAAGUUUGAAACAAGUUUCAAGUUCUCAUAAUAAAAUUCAAAUAAGACUAGAAAGAGUUCCUUAAAUGUUCAUAAGGAGAUAAAUAAACCUUGAUGGAAAGUAUCUGUUACUGAAUAGUACUCUGUUUUUCCUACACUGUAGUGAUCACAGAAUCCUCAAUUGCAGAUUUUGUGUUUUCAUAUUGUGUUUGCUACUGAGUAUCUUCAGCCUUUGAAAACUUUUCCAGAUGCACUUUGUGAUUCAUUGAAGGCUACUUCUUUUUUAAUUACGGUAUAGAAUAGUUAAUCUAGCAUAAACACAAAAUAUUCCUUUACUGUGUCAAGGAUUGUCCGUAUAAUUUUUUUUUUGGUAAAUCUUGUUUUCACCUUUAUUUCAUGUAUUAAGUAUUGAUCAUACUGAAUAAUUAGAGACAGCUGCCUCUUCUUGUCAAACUGUGGUACUUACCAACAAAUGAAAUGGGCCUUCUGUAAUCUGGACAGCGUUAUUUUUAUCAAGGUUUUAAAAAAUGAUUUAAUAAAAAGAGGUACCUUUUUAUAUACUUCAGAAUGAGUCAACCAACAAUAAUGUAGUGAACAGUUUAAUUUCUCCCCAAAAAGAUAAGCAUGCUUAUGCACUUGGGCACAUGCAGGCUUGUAUCAUACAGUUGUAAUAAAUGAUGUAUUCCUGGGUACAUCUUGUAGUUAAACAAUUUAUUGUUUUAAGUCUGUACAGAUAAACUAUAUUACACAUUUUCUGAAUGCUUUCAAUAAAUUUGUUACAGCUAGUUCUUCUCCACUGUCACUGGAAAUUGUUUCUGCAUUUCAUUCCACUUUUGUAUACAUAAUUUUUUGUGGUUCAGUUUUUGUGUAUGCAUCAGAAUGCCCCAAUUACUAUAUUGUUGCUAUAUAAUAACUACUGUAAAUGUCUUGAAACCUGAAGAAGUGUAAAUUCUAUUUUGGCUGUAUUUUUAAAAAUAAAUUGUAACUUUUAUCAUAGAA